UGUGGAAUGACUAUUGGAAUUUAGACAUCUAUAAAUUAGGGAACCCUAAAACCAGAAAAUCACACGCACCCAGGAUGAAGGAGAAGCAGACCAGAAAAUCACACGCACCCAGAGAGAAGAACAAUCCAGUUUCAAUCCCUGAUGAGUUAGUUUUUGAAAUACUCACCUACAUUCCCGUCAAAUCUCUACUCCAAUGCAGGGGUGUUUGCAAGAGAUGGCGGUCUAUGAUCUCCGAUCCAUCGUUCAUCGAGGCCCAUCGAUCCCGUUCAGCUACCACUCUCCUCAUCUCCUUCCCCGACACGCACCGCCCUCGCAGGAAGCAUCAUCUCUUCUCCAUAAGAGAUGGAGAAGCGCGCCAACUCUCCGGAUCUCGUCACUGGAAUACUUCUCAGUCCGUAAACGGCUUGAUUUGUCUCUACGAGCAGCACGAUCGUUCGUUUCCGAAACUAUCCUUUCGCGUGACUCUCUGCAAUCCUAGCACUCGAGAACGCGUGACUCUUCCACCCACACGCUUCUCAAACCCAGACUUGUGUUUCGACCACCAGCACAUCUCUCUAGGGUUCGACCCUUCCACCAAGACCUACAAAAUCCUGAAGGUAUGGUUCGAAAGAUUCAACAGCAUCAUGUGUGAGAUUCUCACUCUGGGCAGCCGCGCAUGGAGAAUCAUCAAAGAUGGCCUAGAAUAUACAUUGGAAGCAAAGGGGAUUUGCCUCAACGGGACUAUAUAUUGGGCCGAUGCAAGGCAUAUAUCUGAAGACUAUCCUCACUUUGUCGUCAUGCAGAACAGAGUGAUAGCAUUCGACGUUGGAGAAGAGAAGUUCCGAUCUGUUCCCGUCCCGCCGGAAGUCCCCAUAUGGGAUAAAUGCAUGUCGAGCAUCAUACAAAUCGGUGGGCACAUGGCCAUUGCAGACUACCAACAUGUGGCGACAGGCAUUAGUACUGUUAUGCUAAUCUGGAAAUUGGAGGAUUCUGUAAAUGGGAUCUGGAGCCAGAAGAGAAUUCUGCUGCCUGAAUCUUGGAUACACAGGUCGGUACCAAACCCAAGAUUGUGUCAUUUCUGCGUUGCUUCCAGUGAUGGUGGUAACAUUAUAUUGAUUCCCAGCGGGUUUUUUAGAGACUUUUAUGUGCUUCACUGUAACGUAGAGGAAGGGCGUCUGUGGAGGGAGGCUAUACGUCGGCCACCUCAGGAUGAUUGGGAUUCUCGUUCUUCAAUUGUUACUUCUCGUCAAGUCUGUGAGUAUGUGGAGAGUCUGGUUUCUUUGAAGGAAAUUUGCAGGUUGUAGUGGUUUUGAUUCCGGCCCUUCUGAGAGGUAAGGAAUUUUUUUAGUUAUUUUUCUUCAUUUUUUUCUUUUCUUCGCAAUUUGUUUUUAUAAUUAAUCCAAAUAUAAUACAAAAACAAAAAUCUUGCCCCAAUUGAUUUCUAUUAUAUUCA
This is a messenger RNA of Vitis vinifera (wine grape), 1432 nucleotides long. Its product is annotated as F-box protein At5g65850-like. Lineage: Eukaryota; Viridiplantae; Streptophyta; Magnoliopsida; Vitales; Vitaceae. Bases 75 to 1283 code for a protein of 402 amino acids. The record is from RefSeq and is a predicted model, not a curated record. The transcript has a single exon. Gene Ontology annotation, molecular function: protein binding.